GUUUAAAGAUUUAAAACACCACCCGAUAAUAAAGUACUCCAUAUGUAAUCUGAUUUCAGGUUUAUAUACAGGCUACCGAACUUUUCAAUAAAAAUAAAACUUCAGUUAAAAUAGCACUGCUUCAAUUUUCUUAAAAACAAUUUAAAUUCUUUAUCCCAGAAACAUCCACUCCUAUGCUUUCAUGCUGCGUGAAUUGAACAAGAAUGAAAAUAAAUUAACACCUUGUUAAGUAGAAAAAGACAAAUAUAAAAAAGUAUAGUAAAUAUAAAAAAGAGUAAAUAUAAAAUAAAUAAUGGUUAUAACAUAACCAGCCGUUAUUUUUGUUCUUGAUUGGUGUUAAGAAAUAUAUUAACUGUCCAGUUUUUUAUGCAAACCACACCUGCUAUGUUAACUUUAAGAAUUAAUAUUUCGGGGAUCAGAACAAAAAUUUUCUUGUAUUUGAACAGGCAGAAAUAUAUUGUCUCCUUGAUCUGAGUAAAUCACUUGGUAUAGUCUUAAAAAGAAGAAGAAAUGUCAAAUAAAACACACAUUGCAUAUGACGUUCUUCUCAUACCAGAUAUUCAUCGCGUAGUAUUAACUAUCGCGUACAGUAUUGUCGCUGCACUUGGUGUACCAGCAAAUCUUAUGAUCUUGAUAAUUAUUAUUUGGAAUAAAAAAUUGCGUCAGUUACCAUUAAAUCAGUAUAUAGUGACAUUAGCAUUCACAGAUCUUUUAACAUGUGGAAUUUCAGCGCCAUUUUAUAUAUUCAGUUUAAAUGUUGUACCGAAUUCUGAUGUUUUACAAAAUGGAGUGUUAUGUAAAGGAUUUUUGACUGUUACUUAUUCAACUGGAAUGCUUACUGUAUCAGCGUUAGCUGCGUUAAGCAUGGACCGUUGGUUAGCGAUAAUCAAGCCGUACAUAUAUUGUAAAUAUAUCACAAGCGAAAAAGUGUGCAUUUUAAACAUAUGCCUUCUUUUACAAGUUAUUCUAACGAUGUUGCCUGCUACGAUCAUAAAGGGGUACAUUGUAAACAAUAAUGUUCAAGGUUUAGUUUGUAUAUUUCGAACUGACGGCACGAACAUCGUUUAUUCAAGCUAUGUCAUUGCUGUUAAUGUUGUACUGCCAUUGUUGGCAAUUACACUAUGCAAUACAGUUGUAUUUAAAGUGGCUAGAGAACAGUACAAAAAAAUAAAGGUUGAUGGGACACAACAACAGGAAAAUAUAUCAAAAUGUGCCCCGAGUGUUAUAGCAAAUUUCAGUGAGGUGGAAAGUGUCAAAAAUGUUUACAUGUCUCUUAAUCAAGGUGAGAAUCAAAAUAACUCUCGUAAUGAAAUAAAAAUAAAGAAUGCAACAUGCUUUGAAAUCACGCAUUUCAUACAGGGUUUAUGUACGAACGAUAAAGCAACGUCGUCAACUGCAAUUUUGAGUGCAGCAAAUCAAAAUUUUCAUAACAGGAAAGCAUUUAAGGAGCAAAAAUCAAAAAACAAAGAAAAAGAUUUAAAAAGUUCAAUCUCCCGUUUUAAGUUUCAAUAUCGAAUUUACAUUUCAACUUUAUCCAUGAUUAUUCUACUUUUCAUAUUUUGGUCUCCAUUUCCAGUUAUCCGAGUACUAGAAAGGCUGGGUUACAAUGAGCAGAUGACACAAUAUGGUUUCUUAUAUAGUACACUGGGUACCACGAUAUUAUCGUUAAUAAAUCCAUUUGUUAUUUUUAUUACUAGAAGAGAAUUUCAAAAAUACACAUGUUUCAAGCGAAAAAUAACAACAAGAUAAUGAAGGAUUUGAAUGUCAGUAAUGACACUGGAAGAAUAAAGUAAGGGAAAGCGAUUUUCGUCAAUAUGGUUUAUCUACAUAGCAUUCAACCAGAAUAGUUGUAAACUUUAUUAAAAGUAGUCGAACUUUCUGGGCUUCAGAACAUUCUCUCAGAUAAAAAAGGGGUCGAAUAUAUUUGUUUGUGAAAACUUGAAACUGAUGUACAAAUAUUUGGAAAAAAGGUGAAUGUAAUCUUUCUAUUAUUUAGUAACUAUUUAACUCCCCUGUUCCAAAUACACAUCUCUGGGGAAUAUUUCGUGUAAGAUCCUAUCCUAGGUUCUUUUUGCUUGAAAAUUUAUUCACUUACUUGUGUGCCUACUGCGCUCAUUGAUUUGGGUUAGCUACAAGACCCCUACAUGUCGUCAAGCAAACAGCAUUUUGCAUGAAAUCGUACAAUAGCUAGACCUCUUCACCCAUACUUUUAAACUAUCAUGUCAAACCCGUAAUGCACUUGAGGUUUAUAAGACACUUUAAGGUCGACACUGUUACAUAAAAACUACAAAAAAAUCUGAGCUUUUUAAGUCUAGUUGGCCACUAUCUUUCGUAAAAUAUAUUGAGACUAGGUGGUAAAUUCGCCAUGUUUUAAAGCCUUUGUUACCCUUAUGUAGCACACGUGUUAAAAAAUGCGACUAGCACGAUUUAAAUGCUAAGAACCUAACCUGCGUGUUUGAAAAAUCUCAUUUCCCCAGCCAGUCGGCUGGCGACAAUUCGCGAUUUAAUGCUUUUCCCAAAUUGUUUGAAAAAAAGGUGGGGGUUGAGGUCGUGCUAGAU
This is a messenger RNA of Hydractinia symbiolongicarpus, 2559 nucleotides long. RefSeq names its product somatostatin receptor type 2-like. Bases 511 to 1749 code for a protein of 412 amino acids. Gene Ontology annotation, biological process: G protein-coupled receptor signaling pathway. NCBI's taxonomy places the organism in Eukaryota, Metazoa, Cnidaria, Hydrozoa, Anthoathecata, Hydractiniidae. The record is from RefSeq and is a predicted model, not a curated record. Gene Ontology annotation, molecular function: G protein-coupled receptor activity. Gene Ontology annotation, cellular component: membrane. The transcript has a single exon.